AUGACUACAUCGACCCUCCAUCAGUCUUUGCCCCUUGGGGCCAACCUGGUUCCUGGCAUGCUGGGAUUGUCCGGUGGUGCCGAGAUGGAGCUUCAGAAGAUGCUCAUUGAUGAGAGGACCAAGUGUGAACUGCAUCGGAGCAACUACGAAACUCUUAAGGCUGAACACACCAGCUUACAGGAUGAGUUCAUGCAAGUCCAGGGGGAAGUCAAUUAUCUGCAGGCUCAGCAGGAGAAGCUCCAGCUGCAGCUGGCCGAGAGGACAGGAGAAACCCUGGAGAAAAACAGGGAGCUGGAGGAGCUCCGACUGCAGGUCAUGACUCCUCAGCGGCUGGAGUUGCUCAGAGCUCAGGUGCAGCGGGAGAUGGAGGGUCCAGUUAGAGAGCGUUUCUCCAAACUGGAAGAGGUGGCAGAGAAGUACAGGGCAGACUUCAACAAGCUUCGCUAUGGAUACACCGUGCUUAACGCCCAGUUUGAACACCAAAAGGAGGAAAGUGCUCGUAUGGUGGAGGAGCACAGGUUACGCUAUGAGGCUGAGAUCUCUCAUCUGGAGAAGGACAAGGAGAACCUGGUGGCUCAGUUCCAGAAUUCUGACCCACUUCAAGACCGGAAACAAGUGGAGGUUCUGCUGAGGGAGAAAAGCCAGCUCAGCUUGCGUUUGAAGGCUCUGCAGACGGAGGUGGCCGAGUUGCAGGCCCUGAAGGACAACUCUGAGCAGCAGGCUGAGAAUGUUCAACGUGCUCAGAACCGACAGCUUUCAGAAUCUCAGGCUGCGAUAAAAUCUCUUGAGGCGGAGCGUCAGUCGUUGCGCCUGCGACUGGAGCACAUGGAGAGCGAGCUUGGUCUCAGCAACGAGCAGUACAACCAAGUCACCAGACACUUGCACAGAGCUGAGAAACAAGUCACCUCCCUCACCAACCAGAUCGAAAGCCUGAAGCAUUCUCAUAAGAUGGAGGUGGCGAGCGUCAAACUGGAGUGUACUCGCUCCAAAGGCGAGGUGGAGAGGGAGAGAGACACCCUGAAGGGCCAGCUUGAUGGUCUGCAGACGGAUGUGGAGGUGCUCAAGUCUGCGUUGGAGCGACAUAAGGAAUUAGUUGUGGAGAAAGAGAGGGAGCUGGCCAGGAAGGUUCAGUCAGCACGUGAUGAAGAAAUCUACAAAACUACUGUCUUGCAUGAAGAAAAGCUGGAGUUGGAGCACCGCCUUGCAGAGUUUGAGCAGCAGAGGGUGCUGCAGGAUACUAAGGAGCACGCCCAGAAAGAGGAAUGGGAGGAGCAACUACGGAUGGUUCAAAAAGGGGAGGAGUCUGCACGCAAAGAAUUACAGACGCUAAGAGCUCGAUUAAAGCAGAAGAGCUGUCAGCUGGAGGAGCUGGAGAGACAGACGACCGUGGUGAUGGACUUACAGCAGAAAAACCAGGAACUGUGUGGGGAGCUGGGCAUGUUGUCACGCUCCGAAGCUGAGCUGAUGGAAGCAAACCAGCACCUGAGGGCCAAACUGGACGCUGCGAGGGAGGAGAUGAGAACAGUCCGAGCUCAAGCUGAGAGGAGCCAACGCGAGGCUGAGAGGCGAGUGGAGGAGAGUCAUAUCGAGUGGCUGGAAGAGAAACACAAGCUACAAGAGCGAGAGGCUAAGCUAGAUGAGAAGUACUCUCAGCUGAAAGAGAAGCUGCAGCGGGCCGCUGUCGCCCAGAAGAAGAGGAGAUGCCAGAUGCAGAACAAAGAGAAGAGCCUUCAGAACAAGAUCCAGCUCUUAGAAGCCCAAAUGGAGGAGGCCAAACUGGAAGCUGCUGCGGCCAACAAACGUCCACUUCACUCUGAGGAACACGCUCAACUGCGCAGAAGGUUGAGGGAGCUGCAGAGAAGACAUGAUGAGUUCCGGCGCCUCCUGCUGGGUGACCAUGGAUCCUUCAGUUUUGGCCCCGCCCUCCUAACCUCCACACAAGACCCUUUCGUCAUCGGCAACACUGCGUCUAACAUACCGGAAGAAGAGGAACACAGGGAGAUGGUUCUGCUGCGUCAGCGGAUGGAUGACCUGGAAAGAGCCCAGCAGCAGCAGCUUGAAGAACUGGGCGGUCUGGUGCACAAGGACCACAGCCUGGCGAUGACCACAAGGCGGCAGUCGUGACUUGUAAGUUUUCAUCUUGAUGUUUUUUUGUCUUUUGUAAGAACAAAGUGUUCCAGUUGA
This is a messenger RNA of Doryrhamphus excisus (bluestripe pipefish), 2184 nucleotides long. Lineage: Eukaryota; Metazoa; Chordata; Actinopteri; Syngnathiformes; Syngnathidae. The record is from RefSeq and is a predicted model, not a curated record.